Messenger RNA from Pocillopora verrucosa, 2731 nucleotides. Lineage: Eukaryota; Metazoa; Cnidaria; Anthozoa; Scleractinia; Pocilloporidae. The record is from RefSeq and is a predicted model, not a curated record.
AGUCCCACUGUAAACUACACUGUGACCUGAUGGCUGCUGCGGAGAAUAAUCAUUUUAGUAAAAACGUCAUUUUAUUGAGGCUUGAGGAUUGUCAAAGAAGUAAUGGAAGCGUGUUAAUCCCCAACACUAUCGAAAUGGCAAGAAUAAGAAGGCCAGACACAGGACAGUAUAGACCAAAUGUUCAGUUUUCUACAAACAUGUCGGAGCAGAUUGUGCAACAAACACUCCAGAACUCGUUUCCAACCUUUGACUUAAAUGAAGGGUUUUCAUGUGCAGGAAUCAAUAAUCAAAGCAACGCAUUUAAUUUUCAUGGCGACCGGCGUAUUUGGGAUGGAUCGACGAUCAGAAGGAAUUUAAGAGGCAAUUCUGUUCUCUACAUUGUUAUGAGUGAACCUACAUAUGAUUAUCAGUAUUGGACGCAAUGGUUACGCGACAACGUACAUUAUGAAGCUACGAUAACGCCUGCGCAAAGUCCAUUGCAGGGUGGAGAUCCUUUCAAGGUUACAUUUACUCCAGCUCUUGAGCAAACGGUCACCUCAGGGUUUGCUAAAUUCAAAAAGACAGACAAUGUUUUCGCCACUGUUGAGCUGGAAAGAUCCGCAAGGUUUGGUUACUUACACGGAUCUAGCAUUCCAGCUGCACCAGAACCUGGUUUAGCGGAUGUAGAAAUUGAAUCACAAGGGAGGAUUCUACUAGGGUCUACAAGAAUAUUUUAUUACCCAAAUGAAAGGCAGACAAUUGCAAUGGUCCACUUUGAAGAAUCAAGCAUGUUUAGAAGACUUUGUGAGGAUAUGAGCGAGAACUUUCGUGGUGCAAAUAGCACCAGUACUGGUAGACCUCAGACUUCUGCAACUUUUGGACACGCGCAGCAAGUCCAGUUGUUAUGCUUCUUGGUUUACACAGCUGCAAAAGAGGGAGCACAGCAUUUUGUUGAGAUGAUCUUUUCCUGUUCGGCUGGAAGGAUUGUGUUUGAUGCUUACAAGAGUAAUUCACAAUUGCCAGAGGUUAUCGCCAGGGAACAUGGAAACUUAGGGAUUGCCCGUUACUUUGAGAACAUAACAGAAAGACUUUUAAAAGAAUCAAGCACUGGCAAAGAAUGCCCAAAGGCUAUUGAUUGGUCAGAACUAGCAAAAGCUACUGACAAGACUCAACAACAACUUGACUUGAGCAACAAAAUGAAACGCAUUGUGAUGACUGAAAAUUCUGACGACUCAAACAAGUCAACAACUGUGGAAACAUCUUCCAGUAAAUUAUCAGCCUCUGAAAGCUUGGGAUCUGAGGAGGCUGCGGGAACAAAAUCUGAAGUGAAAGAAGACAUCCAGACUACAUCGGGUGCCUUUGAGAAAAAAUGGGAUACAAUGGUGGAAAAUCAAAAAGAUACGAAGAGUUUGUUAGAACAUUUCUCUGAACAUGAAAUGGAACUGGAUGGGAAAGAUUUGGCGGAAAUUCAAAAAGAGAUGAUGGAGAUGAGUUCGGAAUUUCUUAAAACAGCCAAUAGUUUACGUGCAGCAGCUGCAAAACUUGAACAGGUUUUGAAGGGCUGCCAGAUGACACGUAUAGCUGGCACAAGUGCAGUACUAGGAGGAAUGUUAAUUAUCGGUGGUGGAAUCUUUAUGAGCCUGGGAGCCGCCGCGCCCAUUCUAGCUACAGGAAUUGGUGUCGCUCUUUGUGGAACUACCGCAGAAUUUGGGGCAGAUAUUUACGAGAAGGUUAAAAAUUUGAUAGAGAUAAAAAAGGCCGAGAAGCUCUUGAGGAAGUUAUUAAUGGUCAUCGACGAAAUUGGCCAGAGUAAGUUAGGCAGAAAAAAGGAAAAAAAUCUGUCGUACCUUCACUACCUAGCUCAAACCCAUGAGCUGAAUGACCCAAUUAGAGAGAUGCUCUCCGGACCAUUCGAAUUUAAAAGAAAACAAGCUAUGAAUACAAAGGAAGACACUAGGCAUGCUCCCAAGGUAUUUGUGCCAAUAGGUACACAAGUGCCCCCCAAAUCAAAUUUUAACGCUCGUUCCUCCAAAGCUGCUUCAAAAGCAGAAGGCAAGUCUUCAGUUGAAGUACCUCUCGACGUGAAAAAGAUCAUAUGGGACACUGAGGUGCUGGGCUCCACAAUCAGAGCUGUCAUCGAAAUCAAGGGGUUUAACGCACCUAAAGUUCUAAGAGAAAAGGCCGGAGAACUCGAGAAAUUGGCUUUAUUGAAUGACAUAAUUAUGAACGCUCGAAAAUCUGAUAAAUCUGCCUAGUUAAAUAUUUAAAUGAUAAUAUUAUAUUGUCGCCACUUAUUUAUCUGCGCCUUUCGCUCACUCAACAAAAAAACUUUAAUUCUAGUUUAUUCAUAACUCGUUUUUGCUUUCCUUAAACAUUUCCCAAAAUGUUGAGGCACUUCGAUGCAACAUAAAUGCACUGCUGAUAAUAAUUUUGUUAAUGAAUCAAGGAACCACUUCCCCCCUCCCCCCACUACUUCGGAAACCCUCCCCCCUUGAAACUUAUUUCAAAGUUGGUUUAGUGUUCGUAAAAGUUUUGGGUAUGGCCCUCUUUAAUGAGGGGAGGGGGGGGCUGAAAUGGGGGAAGAAUCAAAUCCACAGGAUUAUAGAGACGUGAUUUCAGCCCCAAGACAAGUAUUCUAAUUGAGUAUUCUGAGGAAAUGAAGAUGACGGUUCAUAUAUGAAGUUAAAAUUAAUAAAUCUGGAGCGGGAGAGAAGGAAAGUCGCCGGCAAAUUACGAAAAGCUGUAAAUUCUU